AUGGUGGAUAUUAUUUUUCCUUCCCCUUUUGGAGGUGCGAUGGGGGAUCACACCAAAAAGAAACCCGGGAUCGCCACGUGCGUGGGCUGCGGGAGCGAAAUCCACGACCAGUACAUCCUCAAGGUCUCGCCGGACCUGGAGUGGCACGCGGCGUGUCUGAAGUGCGCGGAUUGUAGCCAGUACCUGGACGAGACGUGUACUUGCUUCGUGCGCGAUGGCAAAACUUACUGUAAAAGAGAUUACAUCAGGCUCUUCGGCAUCAAGUGCGCCAAGUGCGCGGGCGGCUUCAGCAGCAGCGACCUGGUCAUGCGCGCCCGCGACCACGUCUACCACCUGGAAUGCUUCCGAUGCUCAGUCUGCAGCCGGCAGCUCCUGCCCGGGGACGAGUUCUCGCUGCGCGACCACGAGCUGCUCUGCCGCGCCGACCACAGCCUCCUGCUCGACGGCGCCGGCUCAGCCGAGAGCCCCCCGCGCAGCCCCGGACACCUGCAGGGCGCCAGGCCGGGACACCUCCAGCUCCCAGACGCGGUGCCCGGGCGGCAGCCCUCCCUGCGUCCCCACGUGCACAAGCAGGCGGAGAAGACGACGCGGGUUCGGACGGUGCUGAACGAGAAGCAGCUUCACACGCUGCGCACCUGCUACGCGGCCAACCCGCGGCCGGACGCGCUGAUGAAGGAGCAGCUGGUGGAGAUGACCGGGCUGAGCCCACGCGUGAUCCGCGUCUGGUUCCAGAACAAGCGCUGCAAAGACAAGAAGAAGUCCAUCCUCAUGAAACAGCUGCAGCAGCAGCAGCAGCAGCACAGCGACAAGGCAAGCUUGCAGGGCUUAACAGGCACCCCUUUGGUUGCUGGCAGCCCCAUCCGCCACGACAGCGCCGUGCAAGGGAGCGCGGUAGAGGUGCAGACGUACCAGCCGCCCUGGAAAGCUCUCAGCAAUUUUGCUCUGCAGAGCGACUUGGAUCAGCCCGCCUUCCAGCAACUGCUCUCCAUUUCUGAAUCCGGCUCCUUAGGGAACUCCUCGGGCAGCGACGUCACCUCUUUAUCGUCCCAGCUCCCAGAUACCCCCAACAGCAUGGUUCCUAGUCCAGUGGAAACGUGA
Messenger RNA from Ahaetulla prasina, 1098 nucleotides. RefSeq names its product ISL LIM homeobox 2 (gene ISL2). The transcript has 6 exons. Gene Ontology annotation, molecular function: DNA-binding transcription factor activity, RNA polymerase II-specific; cis-regulatory region sequence-specific DNA binding. Bases 1 to 1098 code for a protein of 365 amino acids. Gene Ontology annotation, cellular component: nucleus. Gene Ontology annotation, biological process: neuron fate specification; positive regulation of transcription by RNA polymerase II; axonogenesis. Lineage: Eukaryota; Metazoa; Chordata; Lepidosauria; Squamata; Colubridae. The record is from RefSeq and is a predicted model, not a curated record.